Messenger RNA from Colletotrichum orchidophilum, 1392 nucleotides. RefSeq names its product FAD dependent oxidoreductase. The coding region runs from base 1 to 1392 and encodes 463 amino acids. The transcript has a single exon. NCBI's taxonomy places the organism in Eukaryota, Fungi, Ascomycota, Sordariomycetes, Glomerellales, Glomerellaceae. The record is from RefSeq and is a predicted model, not a curated record.
AUGCGUUCCCAUAUUUUGUCGCUCUGCGCUUUCAGCGCCACAUUAAUUAGUGCCUCAACCGCCGGUCUCGGCUGCUACGACGAGUCCGCCUUCAAGCCCGAGGACAUCAUUCAACCUGAUGUCCUCGUCAUUGGAGGUGGAGCCACCGGCACAUACGCCGCCGUCCGUCUUCGGGACCAGAACAAGACCGUGGCCGUCGUCGAACAAACCCCACUGCUCGGAGGUCACGUCAACACCCUCCACCCCGUCACUGGCGAAGUUAUCGAGUAUGGCGUGCAGGCAUACAUUCAGAAUGACCAGACGACACAAUUCUUCGCGCGUUUCAACGUCCAGCUGAACAACUCUGCCCUGUCUCCUUUCCCGAGCAAGAUUGUGGAUUUCAAGACUGGAUUCGUCGUCCCCAACGCUACCGCCGUCGACCCCAACACCCUCGUCGGACCUCUGGCGAACUACCUCUUCGCCACCCUCAACUUUGAAUUCUUGGCUGAGGGCUACUACGACCUCCCCAAGAAAGUCCCCGAGGACCUGUUGAUUCCCUUUGGCCAGUUCGUCCAAAAGUAUAACCUGACCGACGCUGUCCCGGUAGUCUGGAUCUUCGCCAACGGUGUCGGCAACCUUCUCGAGACCCCGACGAUCUAUGUCUUGCAGAAUUUCGGCCAGGCCCAAAUUAAUGGCCUCGCAGCCGGCUAUAAGUACGCCCUUGGAGGCAACCAGCAGGUCUACGACAGGGCUGCCGCUUUCCUCGGAAGCGACGUCUUAUUUUCCAGCACUGUCGUUGCAUCCAAGCGCACUGAUGAUGGCGUCAAGGCCGUUGUUGCCACCCCCACGGGACGCAAGCUCAUCAAAGCCAAGAAGCUCCUCAUCACUAUUCCCCCUACCGUCAAGAACCUCGCGCCCUUCGACCUCAACGACCAUGAGAUUUCCCUCUUCAAGCAGUGGAAAAACGUUCCGUACUUUGUUGGAGUUAUUAAUGACACUGGUCUUCCUGACCUGACCAACUUCGACAACGUCGAUAUCACCGCGCCUGAUGCCCUUCCGUCAGCGCCCUUCGUCUGGCGUCUGGAGACUGUUGGCAUCCCCGGCUACCAGGUCGUCAAGGUCAUCGGCGAGGCUGACUCCACCAAGGCUCAAGCCUUGGUCAUCGACGCCGUCCGCAAGGUUGGAGCUUCGUUAAACAGUACCUCUGCCACUGGUGUCAAUUUCGUUGCGUGGCAGGAGCACGCGGACCUCGGGCUCCAAGUCUCAACAGAGUCUAUCGCGGGUGGGUUCUACGGCGACUUGUACGACCUUCAGGGUAAAAGAAGCACAUUGUUCACCGGCAAUGCUUGGUGCUCUGACUAUUCUCCCUUGCUCUGGCAUUACACGGAGGAGAGAGUUCUUUCCCAUCUGUAA